Messenger RNA from Paramecium pentaurelia, 747 nucleotides. The record is from the annotation of a GenBank genome assembly. NCBI's taxonomy places the organism in Eukaryota, Ciliophora, Oligohymenophorea, Peniculida, Parameciidae.
UAUGAUAAAAUUAUUCACAACAGCAUUCAGACCUGUUAUCAUACAAUAACGUUGUUUUCAAAGAUAAUUUUAAUAUAAUUUUGCAAAGAUUAGUAAAAAGGAUCAGGAAAGAAUGGAUAAAAAGCAAGAGAAAUAAAAUCUUGGACUUUCUAAAACAAUUGAUUUUACAAUAUAUCAAACCAAAUUUGAUCAAUAUGCCCAAAAAUUUUAAGAAGCACUUAAGAAAUUAUAAGUAGGGAAAUUGACACCAGAAAUGCUUGACAGAGUAUCAAUUUAAGCUUAUGGUGAAAAAUUGCCUUUGUCUUCUCUGGCUUAGGCAUCUCAAAAAUCAUAAGGUGUGUUAAUUUUAAAUGUGUUUGAUGAAUCAACAAUCAUGGAUGUAAUGAAGGUAUGCAUAAUUUCAUUCAUAGGCUUUAGAAAAUUCAGACCUUAAUUUAUAAGUUAAGAAAUAAGAUAAACAAAUAGUAUGUCAAUUAGCUUAAGGUAAUACAAAGGAGAGUAGAAUAAUAGCAGUAAAUAAUUUAAAGAAAUUAAUGGAAGAUGCUAAAUAAAAUCUUAGAUAAAUUAGACAUGAAUGCAUAGAUGAUGUAAACAAUUAUUUAACCUAAGUUAAAACCUUAUAAAAAAGUCACAUCUGAAGAUACCAUGAGAUAAGCAGAAAAAUAAAUCUAAGAUUUAUUUGAAAAGUAAACACAAUCAUUGGAUUCAUUAUAUAAAUCCAAAGAGAAAGAGUUAUUGAAUAAUUGA